GAACGGCGCCUUCUCGAAAUGGCCGGGCUGCCCUGACUCCUCUCUCACCCCUCUUCCGCUCCCGGUGUGGGACAGACCGGGCCGCGCUUGGUGUUGCCAUGGGGACGAGCACCCUCCGCAGAAAAUAUCCAGACCUGCAGACCCGGCCUCCUGGGGGAGGCAGCCCUCCUCGGCCCUGGCUAUGGCUCAGGAGACUGAAAACUAUGAUCCCAUCGGAACCAUCUUGAUCCAGGUCCAUGAAGAUCUUCAUCAAUUAAAGGAGAAAUUAGUAAACUUCCAACUUGAGGAAAGAGGAGAGACACUAGACAUUCAGAAUCUUGAAACAGCAAUCAAAAGGACUGAAACAGGGUUAAGAAUUCACAUUGAGAAGUAUUUAAGUGUUGUAAAUCAUCAUGUGUUAACGACUCCUAUUAAUGACGGCCAGUUAUAUUCUCCUCACAGUUCCAAAUGGUUGCUUCCAGCUGUACUUGAUCAGAAAUCAUUUAUUUUCCCUCCGGAAUCUGAGUGUAAACUUUGGCAACCCCAGCACAGUACAUUUCCACAUGCUUUUCCAAGAAUAAAGCGAAACAUAGGGUUGGAUGUAAAAAUCAUGCAGGAUCCUGAAAACAUCCACCACAGAGCUGCUGUAAAUGCGAACUAUGGAAUCAGUUUGCCAUAUAUUAAUCAGAGACAAGCAUGUGUGAAGGUUCAGAAGUUAAUAAAAGGGUCCACCAUCACCAACUUCACGGUUCUGCCAGCUUCUCAUCGCAUGAAUCCCUAUUUCUCCCCCAUACCAGUCUUACAAGCAGAUGCCAAUAAAGGGAUUUUGAGUAUGAUAGAACGAGGAUUGAUUCCACCAACAGCAAGGAUUGCCUUUCAGAAUCCACCCAUUGUACCCAGAGCAGCUCCUCUGCAUAAUUUUGCUGAAGCGCGUAAGAUUCCAACUGCCGCCCCUUUCGCUACACCUCAGAAACCACAGCUGACUCCAGACGAAGUGAAGAUCUCUCACAGAAAACAAAGAUCUAAGGGGAAAGGCAAAAGGUCAAGAGGACAUCGUGAUAAGAAGAACCCAUUCUUGAAGGAAGGCAGAAGUGUAGCCACGGGCCAUUUCUGUUGGAGCCUGUGCCACAUGUCUUCUACCAGGAGUUGCAGCUCCUCCUGCCAGCACCGAUGUCUGCUCAAGGAAGCUUGCUUCUCUCUCUCUUGCCCAUCCAAAAAGAAGUCCAUGAAAGUCACAUCCCCUUCUAGAGCUCUGAAAUCACCGUGGGAUUAUGACUUUGUUAUUUAUAAUGGCAUUAUAGACAAGACAGCCCCGGACUUCUUAGCAUUCAAGGAACAUUUUAAUUUAUCUUGGGGAAGUAUUUUCUCUCUUUUGGAAGACAUCGAGAAGUUUCUCAGGGACUAUGCAAUACCAGAAGUCAAAAUAAAAGGGAACAAUUUGGUAGCCUUCCUUCCAGACUUUGAGCUGAAGAAUAAACUUACCAAAUAUGACCUUCUCUCAAUGUCAGAGAACCCAACUCUCCUCCAAAUGAUGUUAAACCUUCCGGGGCAAAGGUACAAGGGCCCAUAUGGAAAGUUAAAGGCUGCCAGCAAGAUCCAAGCCACAUGGAAAUGCUACAAAGCAAGAAAAUUCUUCCUCAUGUUUCGCCAGAAGAAGUGGGCGUCAGGUGUAAUCGCCAUUGCAUGGCUUUUGCAUUGCCAUAAGAUCCGACUGAAGAAGAUCCUGAAGGACUCACGUGAAAGACACCUGCAGAAUUUCCGCAUUCGAGCCAAGCAUCUGGCAGCCAACUGGAAUCGCAUCAGGACCUCCAGGAGGACCAUUAUCCAUAUCCCGUCAUUAGGAUAUUCCCAGCCUGUGCGACAAAAUAUUGCCGACUUCAACACGAAGCAGAACAUGCAGCUGGGGCGGCUGUGUGACAUCUUAGAUGCCAACGUGAGCGUCAUCUACAUCUGCUCCCAUCAAAUGAAUGACGAGUUACUGCUGUAUUACCAUAAAAUCCUGAGUCUACAGGCAGCUGUCAAAUCGGGGAACCUUGAGGACAGAAGUGACCUGCAGGACAGGUUCAAAAUUAUCACCCCUGAAGCUAUAAACAUCUUCACUAAGCAUCAUAUGUGCCUGACCACUCACCUGAUGUACAGUCCAAAGGCAAUCAAAAGAAUAAAAAAUCUCAUCCGAGGCAAAGAGGCCUACAUGGUCAGCGGGUUCCUCCACAGAGAUGACCUGGCCGUGGCGGAUAUAUUAGACAUACCCAUCCUGGGCCCGGAGCCUGGACUAGCUCAUCUUUAUAGCACCAAGUCUGGAAGUAAACGGGUCUUUGACAGCGCCAAUGUGCCGGUCCCUCCUGGAAUAUGUGACAUCUAUAGUCAUCAGCAGAUGAUAGAGCAGCUGAGUCAGCUGGUCACUGAUCACCUGGAAAUCCAACGCUGGCUCUUUAAAAUGGACUAUGAGUUUGGAGGAAACGGGACUGCAUUUUGUGACAUACUUUCCCACUUAAAGUGCCGCAAGUGGGUCCUAAAGGAGAGUAGCAGAUAUGGCCAUGAAGACUGGAAAAAGAAAUGGGCACAGGAGCCAGCUUUGCUGAAGAUCUCCGAGGAGCUGGCGGGCAUUUUAGCACAGCACGCUCAGCCAGUCAAUGAGAGACGCUUCCCGACGUGGAGGAAAUUCCUCCACACAUUUCUCAGUCAAGGAGGUGUGGCCGAAGCAUACCCACCUGCAGAAAGCGUCACCAAUCUGACGGUGGACAUGCUGAUAGAGCCCAACGGAGAAGUCAGGGUGCUGUCAAUGGGAGACCAGUUUCAUGCGGAAGGCCCCUUCAUCUCCUCUGGUACCACCAUGCCUCAGACCUCAGUGGAUCCCCAAGUUCUCAGUUCUUUGUGUCUCCGAAUUGGAAACGCUUGUAAAAUGAGAAAUGUGGUUGGUUACUUUUCUAUAGACCUGGUGACUUUCAUUGAUCCAAGCACCAUGGAACAACAGAAUCCAGACAUCAUUUUGAAGGCCUUUGAAAAUCGUGGAGGCCCUAGGCAUGGCGGACGACCAGGCCUUGAGUGCCAAGUGGCAGGGCUCAGAUUUUUUGCUGCCUAUGACCCUACGACUCCAAAGGCCCAAUAUAAGGCAGUGUCCAUGGUGUGGGCAACAGGCCUCGACGUCUCCUACAGUGACCAGCUGGCCCUGACUCAGCUCACCUUAUACCUGACCGACGGCCAUCUGGAUUGCAGGUUCAGCACCCUUAAGGUGCCCUGCUUUGUUCCCAAGAAAGAGAAGAAAAUGAGCCAGCUCGCAGCCCUGUCAGUGCCGUCACAGGCAACCCAUCGCUAUGCAGUAAUGAGCACCCAGCUGAGGCACAACAAUCUCUCACUGGUUUUCCACUAUGUUUUCCUCCAGAUGUGUAAGGCCCAUGGCAUUGGCUACGACAUUCAGGACAGACAAGGAACUGUUUUUAUAUUAUAUGAACACCUGAAGAGAGACAGGUUGGGAAUGUUAACAAUCGGUGCGGAUCUCCAGGGGGUCCUCAUGACCUUUGCUCGCCAUCUCUUCAUCAUCCAUCAAGAAAUAUCAGCACCUAAUAUGCAAGGCGAGACCAAUUUUAAGACCACCAUUAAUGAUAUUGAAGUCAUUCUAGGAGUAACAGAGGAAAACAAAAUGAGAUUUGAAGAAGAGCUACAGUCCAAAGAUAAUAAAAACCUCUCUAAACCUGAUAAAUGAAUGAUCUUAGAAUACAUUACUGAUUUUGGAGUCCAAUCUGGAGCCACAAAAAAGCAACAUUUCUUUUACUGUUAGGAAUAAAAGGGGGUGGGGAGUUAGUUUGCUUUGUUUGCUAGGAGGUGUA
This is a messenger RNA of Rhinolophus ferrumequinum (greater horseshoe bat), 3806 nucleotides long. RefSeq names its product IQ motif containing H (gene IQCH). Gene Ontology annotation, molecular function: protein binding. Lineage: Eukaryota; Metazoa; Chordata; Mammalia; Chiroptera; Rhinolophidae. The coding region runs from base 182 to 3682 and encodes 1166 amino acids. The transcript is spliced from 24 exons. The record is from RefSeq and is a predicted model, not a curated record.